GCCGCGGCGCACGGACGGUCAGAGAUGGACGACACCGACUUCUCGCUCUUCGGGCAGAAGAACAAGCACAAGAAGGACAAGGCGGAUGCCACCCAGAUCGCCAAGACGCCCACCUCGGAGCUGGACCUCAAGCGGAUCAUCAUCUCGCGCCCCACCAACGAGGACACAUACGAGAACUGCGCGCGGGCGGGCAUCGCGCUGAUCCUCAACCACAAGGACGUCAAGGGGCAGAAGCAGCGGGUGGGCACGGAGCGGGACCGCGAUGACAUGGAGGCCACGCUGCAGGGGUUCGGAUUCGAUGUGCGCACCUUCGACGACCUCACCUUCUCCGAGAUCAACGACAAGCUCAAAGAGGUUGCUCGCGAGGAUCACAGCCAAAACGACUGCUUUGUGCUGGCGGUGAUGUCGCACGGCACUGAGGGAAAGGUCUACGCGAAGGACAUGUCGUAUCCUGUGGAGCGCCUGUGGAACCCCUUCCUCGGCGACAACUGCAAGACGCUCAAGAACAAGCCCAAGCUCUUCUUCAUCCAGGCCUGCCGCGGAGCCAACCUGGAGAAGGCCGUCGAGUUCUCCAGCUUCGCGGUGAUGACCAGGGAACUGGUCCCGGAACCCGCGGCCGCCGCCCAGCCCAUCACCUACGCCAUUCCCAGCACGGCGGACAUGCUCGUCUUCUAUUCCACCUUCGACAAAUUCUUCUCAUUCCGGAACGUCGACGACGGCUCCUGGUUCAUCCAGAGCCUGUGCCGCGUCCUCGACCAGGCCGCCGCCAACGAAGCUGGGACGCCGGAGGGCGCCGAGCUGCUCCGCCUGCUGACCGCCGUGAACCGCAAGGUGGCCUACGAGUACCAGUCGAAUACGAAGAACGAGGCCCUCAACCAGAUGAAGGAAAUGCCCAACUUCAUGUCCACGCUGACCAAAACAUUCCAGCUGCGUGUUAAGCCCAAGACCUGAGCUCCGGUCACGGAAUUGUCGCUCAGCGACAAUCCCAUCGGAUUGUGAUGGUGACUGUGAGUCAGUCGGCGGGUCAGGAGCGAGGGACACCACAACUCUUUCGUUUAAUCGUAAUGUUUGCCAUUUGUUAAUAGAAAUACAUAUCGAUGGCACUUA
Messenger RNA from Drosophila teissieri, 1107 nucleotides. It is a transcript of the gene Decay, whose product is annotated as caspase-3. Gene Ontology annotation, molecular function: cysteine-type endopeptidase activity. The coding region runs from base 25 to 951 and encodes 308 amino acids. The record is from RefSeq and is a predicted model, not a curated record. NCBI's taxonomy places the organism in Eukaryota, Metazoa, Arthropoda, Insecta, Diptera, Drosophilidae. The transcript is spliced from 3 exons. Gene Ontology annotation, biological process: proteolysis.